AUGAUUGCCAGUCACAGAGAGUGUCAAAGGCAGGCCCCAGGAUACAAGGAUGUGGUGAAAAGACCCAUGGACUUAACUACCCUGAAAAGGAAUCUGUCUAAGGGACGGAUUCGCACCAUGGCACAAUUCCAGCGAGACUUGAUGCUGAUGUUCCAAAAUGCUGUGAUGUACAAUGACUCUGAUCAUCAUGUGUAUCAUAUGGCUGUGGAGAUGCAGCGAGAAGUCCUGGAGCAGAUUCAGGUGCUGAGUAUUUGGCUAGACAAAAGAAGAAACUUAAAUAGUCUGGAAUGAGAACCAGCCAACCCAGUGCAUGAUGAAAAACCUGUUUUGUUAACCUGGAGCUGCUACCCUGACCUUUUCUGGAAUUUGGACCUCUCAUUGAGACUGAUCCAGUGAAGAUCCCAGUACUUGUUUACCUUCUCUGUUGUCUUUCAUAAUAAGAAUAAUACCUUAACUCACAACCUAGGAGUCAAAGAUGCCUGUGGACAUAAUUUUAAGAAAAGGGGGAAACUUAUUUGAUGUAAUAAAUAUCACCCAUAUCUUUGUUCUGUAUCUAUAGGCUUAAUUUAGAGGUAAUUGGAUUAGACCUCUUAUGACUGCUCUAUAAAUAAAUGUUA
This is a messenger RNA of Myotis davidii, 617 nucleotides long. Its product is annotated as bromodomain-containing protein 8-like. The record is from RefSeq and is a predicted model, not a curated record. Bases 1 to 291 code for a protein of 96 amino acids. Gene Ontology annotation, cellular component: NuA4 histone acetyltransferase complex. Gene Ontology annotation, molecular function: protein binding. Lineage: Eukaryota; Metazoa; Chordata; Mammalia; Chiroptera; Vespertilionidae. The transcript has 4 exons.